This is a messenger RNA of Aspergillus aculeatinus CBS 121060, 1494 nucleotides long. Its product is annotated as MATE family efflux transporter. Gene Ontology annotation, biological process: xenobiotic detoxification by transmembrane export across the plasma membrane. The coding region runs from base 1 to 1494 and encodes 497 amino acids. The transcript has 3 exons. The record is from RefSeq and is a predicted model, not a curated record. Lineage: Eukaryota; Fungi; Ascomycota; Eurotiomycetes; Eurotiales; Aspergillaceae. Gene Ontology annotation, molecular function: xenobiotic transmembrane transporter activity; antiporter activity. Gene Ontology annotation, cellular component: membrane.
AUGGGCAAGGCUCGGGGGACAGGUCUAGUUGGAGGGGUUGUUGCUGCAUCGCGCGCUCCCACCGCAUGCCCCUCCCACGAGCAGGACGGACGGUAUGUCCUCCCGACCUUCCUCGGCGAGGUCUUCCAACUGGCGAGAGACUCCAUCCCCGUGAUCCUUGCCUACGCUCUCCAGAACAGCCUGCAGGCGACCUCGAUCCUAAUCGUGGGACGCACGUCGCCCGAGGAUCUCGCCACGGCGGCUUUCUCGUUCAUGUUCGCCGCGGUCACCGGGUGGAUGAUCGCGCUCGGGGGCACGACGGCGCUGGACACGCUGGCGUCGUCGGCGUUCACCGCGAGCGCGAACAAACACGAUCUGGGGGUCCUGUUGCAGCGCGGGUUCCUCGUGCUCGGCCUGUUCUACCUCCCGGUUGCGGGGCUGUGGGCUUGCGCAGAGCCCGUCUUUCUCCUGCUGGGGCAGCAGCCCCAGCUGUCGAGGGAUAGUGCCCGGUUCUUGACUUGCUUGAUUCCCGGGGGGCUGGGGUAUAUAUACUUUGAGUUGAUGAAGAAGUAUCUUCAGGCGCAAGGCUUGAUGCGUCCGGGAACCUAUGUCUUGUUGAUCACGGUGCCGUGCAAUCUCUGCCUCAACCUUUUCUGCUCUUCCACGCUUCGUCUGGGGCUGCUGGGCGCCCCGAUCGCCACGGGCGUCUCGUACUGGGUGUCUUUCGGGCUGCUGGCCCUGUAUACCCGCUACGUUGCGGGGGCCGAAUGCUGGGGCGGCUUGUCGCGCGAAGCCCUCCGCAACCUGGGGACGUUUGCGCGCUUGGCCCUCCUGGGAGUCGUGCAGGUGGGCACGGAGUGGUGGGCUUUCGAGAUUGUGGCCCUGGCCGCUGGUCGACUCGGGACUAUUCCCCUGGCCGCGCAAAGUGUCAUCAUGACCGCGGACCAGAUCCUCAACACCAUCCCCUUCGGGGUCGGUGUCGCCGCCUCUGCGCGGAUCGGGAAUCGGUUGGGCUCGCGAGAUGCCGCGGGAGCGUCCCGGGCAGCCAACGCAGCCGCUUGUCUGAGCAUGGUGCUGGGAGGGAUGGUGCUGGUGAUGCUGAUGGGCACUCGUCACGACUUCGCCAAGAUUGCCAACUCCGAUGCACGGGUGGUGGCGCUUACGGCCGACGUCCUGCCGUGGGUGGCGCUGUUUCAGAUCGCAGAUGGUCUGAAUGGGAGCUGUGGGGGCAGUCUUCGGGGCAUGGGGCGACAGCAUGUGGGCGCGUUGGUCAAUCUGGUCAGCUAUUAUGGUGGUGCGCUACCAUUGGGGAUCUGGUUGGCCUUCCAUGGCUGGGGGAUUCAGGGUCUCUGGGUUGGGCAGUGCGUUGCUCUGUAUCUGGUUGGCGCGCUGGAGUGGACGAUUGUGGCUCUGAGUGACUGGGACAGGGAGGUCGAUAAGGCAUUCCUGCGGGUUGAUGCUGAUAAACAGGGAGACUGUCAGGGAGUUGCUGAGGGUAUUGCUGUGGGUGUGUGA